CGCGGCGGGACCGCCCAGUCAGGCGAGCUGUGCGCGGGCGAGUGUAUUCUGGAGUAGCCUGCCUUUAAGAGUACCACUGUCCUGUCAAGGGCCAAAAUGCUGCCUAUGCCGAAGGUUUUGGAUAUCUUGAGGCAUCCUCACAUCUUUUGUCUACGUGAUCAAGAGGAAAAGCCAGAAACUAUCCAAAUGAGAAACACAAGAACUCUGAAAGCUUCUUGUCAAAAGUUUAGGCAUUUUCAACACUUGUCAGUAACUGGGCCUCACCAAGCUGUAAGCCAAAUCCAGGAGCUUUGCCGGCAAUGGCUACAGCCAGAGACUCACACCAAGGAGCAGAUGAUAGAGCAACUGGUGCUAGAGCAAUUUCUGAGCACCCUACCAGUGGAGGUACAGACCUGGGUGAGGUCAAAACGGCCCAAGAACAGCAAAGAGGCUGGAACCCUAGUGGCAAACUUGAUCCAGGCAUGUAAUGAGGAAGUUUCCCCUGCUCAGGACUCUGUUUGUGCAGAAAAGAGGAACACCAAAGAAAACCAAAAGAACAUAAAGAUUUUAGAUAGUCUGCAACACCAAAAGAUUGCAAAGAUUUUAGACAAUCCACAACACCCAAAGAACACAAAGCUUUUAAAUAGUCUGCCAUCUGCUGUUUCCCAGAUUUAAGAAUUUUGCUUUCUUGGGACCAGCAGUUAG
This is a messenger RNA of Tupaia belangeri chinensis (Chinese tree shrew), 684 nucleotides long. RefSeq names its product zinc finger protein 215-like. Bases 97 to 654 code for a protein of 185 amino acids. The record is from RefSeq and is a predicted model, not a curated record. The transcript is spliced from 4 exons. Lineage: Eukaryota; Metazoa; Chordata; Mammalia; Scandentia; Tupaiidae.